CACGCACAGUCAGGCUAUUCUCUUUCUCUCAGGGCUCUGGUGAGACAGCUCAUUUGUUCCUUUUCCUUUACUAGUCACAGUCCUUUCUUUCCAGGCCAUCUUCUUCUCUGAGUUUUCAAGGGAGUGUUAGCUUAAAGCCUUGCAUUGACACCGUCAGAUAAAAUCAGAAAAUGAAAAAGGCCACAGGAAAGAUAAAGGAUAUUUUAGCCAAGCAGUGCAAGAGAAAUAGCGCCACUUUCAAGCCCUGUUUUCCAUAGUGUCUAAUGGAGACCACUCAGGAGAGACGUCAGCUUUGCUGGGACUGUAGCUUGCUGCCAGACAUGGCCCUCUCGGUGGACUCAUCUUGGCACCGGUGGCAGUGGCGGGUCAGGGAUGGCCUCGCCCCAUCUCCAUCGGAAGCCACACCACUGUUGUCCCCAGAGAAGGGGGCACAGAACUACAACCUGGCACAGCAGCGGGUCGUGUUCCCCAACAACAACGUAUUCCACCAGGAUUGGGCAAAGUUCUCCAGGAGGUACUCCGGCAACAGAAUCUGCACCACCAAGUAUACCCUCUUCACCUUCCUGCCCCAGAAUCUCUGGGAGCAGUUUCACAGAUGGGCUAACCUCUAUUUCCUAUUCCUGGUGAUUCUGAACUGGAUGCCCUCCAUGGAAGUCUUCCACAAGGAGAUCACCAUGGUGCCACUGGCCAUUGUCCUGUUUGUCAUCAUGGUCAAGGAUGGCAUGGAGGACUUGAAGAGACAUCGCUUUGAUAGAGAGAUAAACUGCUCUAGCAUCCAGAUAUAUGAAAGGUAAGGGAAAGCAUUCUUCUGUUUUCUCUGUGGCAGAUGGGUUGUGCAAACUUAUCAGCAUUUUCAAAAAAAUUGAUCUCUCUUCUCACAUUAUGUUUUCUUAAAAUCAUUGAAUUCAGUGAUUCUCAUCCAGGGAGAUUUUCCCCUGCAAGGAACUUUUGACAAUGUCUGGAGACUUCUUUGGUUGCCACAUGCAGAGGAGGGUGUACUGGCAUCUCGCAGGUAAAGAAAAGCCAAGGAGGGAGUUCUCAUUAUGGCUCAGCAGUAACGAGCCCAACUAGUAUCCAUAAGGAUGUGAAUCCAAUCCCUGGUCUUGAUCAGUAGGUUAAAUAUCUAGCGUUGCCAUGAGCUGUGGUAUAGGUCACAGACGUGGCUCAGAUCUGGAGUGGCUGUGGUGUAUGCCGGCAGCUGCAACUCCAUUUGGACCCAUGGCCUAGGAAUUUCCAUAUGCAGCAGGUGUGGCCCUAGGGGGAAAAAAAAGAAGGAAAAAAAAGAAAAAAGGCCAAGGUUGGUGUCAAAUAUACAAUAUACAGGACAACCUCCCACAACAAAGUAUUACAAUCCAGCCCCAAAUGUUAGUAAUGCUGAGAUUUAGAAACCUUAAUUUAACUCAUGCAAACACUCAUAUUAUUAAACCUAAGGAUGUUAAUGGUAUUAAAAGUAGGGUUGUAAGGUAUAUAGUUAAACUCUAAACUUGACUGAAUCAUCUCAGGAGACCAAGCUCAGGAAUAGCUCUUUGAAGAGUGAUGUGCAAUGCCUCCCAAACAAGAAAAUGUCAACUGUUCUUAAAGCAUCCAUGGCUCUUGGCUUAAAGUCCUGGCUCUUGGAACUUAACCAGGUAGGUUUUAGGACCCAGAGCUGGCGCACCUGUUCUUGGCUGCCUGGGAUGGAAAAGGAAGCUACCUGUGGGUGACGUCUGCAUUCCAACAGGUGGAGUCUCAACAAGUAGAAGGAAGUGACCUGGUGGGUACACACCUGUUCUCUGCAAGCUCUUUCCUUGUCAUAUUUCUCCCCUAGCGUUUGUACACCAGCUUUUUAUUUUCAGUUUUCCUUUUGAAAGAAGAAAAAAAUUUUUCAGCAGAGAAGACAAGUAAAAGAUGUCAGGAACAUCGCUUGUUGGCAGCUGAACAAUAGAACUGAUCAGGGAAGGACCUCAUUCCACAGGGAACUCAAGUGCUCUGCUAUGAGAAUUCAAGAGACAGAACUGAGCAGAGAUGAAAAAGGAAGGCAAGAGAAGGAAGAAAAGAAAAGAAGAUAAGAAGUGGGUGGUGGUCUCCAACCUGCCCUUUGAAGGAUGGGCCCACAAAGAGAACCCCAACAGACAUUACCGUGGGAAUCAAAUUAAGACCAGCAAGUACACAGUCUUGUCCUUUAUCCCCAAGAACAUCUUUGAGCAGCUACACCGUUUUGCCAAUCUCUAUUUUGUGGGCAUUGCAGUUCUGAAUUUUGUCCCUGUGGUCAAUGCUUUCCAGCCUGAGGUGAGCAUGAUACCAAUCUGUGUCAUCCUGGCGAUCACGGCCUUCAAGGAUGCUUGGGAAGACCUCCGGAGGUACAAAUCUGACAAAGUGAUCAAUAACCGAGAGUGCCUCGUCUAUAGCAGGAAAGAGCAGAGCUUUGUGCAGAAAUGCUGGAAGGACGUGCGUGUGGGGGACUUCAUCCAAGUGCAGUGCAACGAGAUCAUCCCAGCUGACAUUCUCCUCCUCUUCUCCUCGGACCCCAGUGGGAUCUGCCAUCUGGAAACAGCCAACCUGGAUGGAGAGACAAACCUCAAGCAGAGGCGUGUCGUGAAGGGCUUCUCACAGCAGGAGUUGCACUUCCAGCCGGAACAUUUCCACAACACCAUCGUGUGUGAGAAGCCCAACAAUCACCUCAACAGAUUUAAGGGCUAUAUGGAACAUCCUGAUCAGACCAGGACCGGCUUUGGUAACGAGAGUCUUCUGCUUCGAGGCUGCACCAUCAGAAACACCGAAGUGGCUAUUGGCAUCGUCAUCUAUGCAGGCCAUGAGACCAAAGCCAUGCUGAACAACAGCGGCCCGCGGUACAAACGCAGCAAGAUCGAGCGGCGCAUGAACACAGACGUCUUCUUCUGCAUCGGGAUCCUCUUCCUCAUGUGCCUCAUUGGGGCUGUAGGUCACAGCCUCUGGAAUGGGACCUUUGCAGAACACCCUCCCUUCGAUGUGCCGGAUGCCAAUGGCCACUUCCCUCCCCUUGCCCUCGGGGGCUUCUACAUGUUCCUCACCAUGAUCAUCCUGCUCCAGGUGCUGAUCCCCAUCUCCCUGUAUGUGUCCAUUGAGCUGGUGAAGCUCGGGCAAGUCUUCUUCCUGCACAACGACCUUGACCUGUAUGAUGAGGAGACUGAUAUGUCCAUUCAGUGUCGAGCCCUCAACAUCACUGAAGACUUGGGCCAGAUCCAGCACAUCUUCUCCGACAAGACGGGGACGCUGACCGAGAACAAGAUGGUGUUCCGGCGUUGUACCAUCAUGGGCCGCGAGUAUUCUCACCAAGAAAAUGCCAAGCGACUAGAGACCCCGAAGGAGCUGGACUCUGAUAGUGAAGAGUGGACCCAAUACCGGUGCCUGUCCUUCCCAGCCCGAUGGGACCAAGGCCCAGGAACAAUGAGGGGCCAAGGAGGGGCCCAGCCUCUGAGGAGGAGCCAGAGUGCCCGGGUACCCAUCCAGGGCCACUCGCGGCAGAGGUCUGUGGGGCGCUGUGAAAGCUCACAGCCCCCAGUGGCCUUCAGCAGCUCCAUAGAAAAAGAUGUGACUCCAGAUAAGCAUCUCCUGACCAAGGUGCAAGAUGCAGCUCUGUGGCUGGAGGACUUGUCAGACACCAGACCCUCCAAGCCUUCCCUCUCCACCACCUCCUCCAUUGCUGACUUCUUCCUUGCCUUAACCAUCUGCAAUUCCGUCAUGGUCUCCACAACCACCGAGCCCCGGCAGAGGGUCACUAUGCCACCCUCAACUAAGGCUCUGGGGACAUCCCUGGAGAAGAUCCAGCAGCUGUUCCACAGGCUGAAGCUUUCAAGUCUCAGCCAGUCAUUCUCAUCCACUGCACCCUCCGACACAGACCUGGGGGAGAGUUUUGGGGCCAACAUGCCCACCAUGGACUCAGAAGAGAGAGAUGAUGAGUCUGUAGGUAGCGGCGGCUAUUCCACCGACGGUGGCUACAGGAGCAGCACAUGGGAGAAGGGUGACAUUCUAGAGGUGGGAACAGGGGCCUCUCUGGAGGAGGUGCUGCAGGCCCCAGCCCUCGGCCUGGCCAGCCCAGAGCUCUGUUAUGAGGCCGAGAGCCCGGAUGAGGCUGCCCUGGUGCACGCUGCCCAUGCUUACAGCUUCACGCUGGUGUCCCGCACGCCUGAGCAGGUGACCGUGCGCUUGCCCCAAGGCACCUGCCUCACCUUUGAUGUCCUCUGCACACUGGACUUUGACUCUGUCAGGAAGAGGAUGUCUGUGGUGGUGAGGCACCCGCUGACUGGUGAGAUCAUCGUUUACACCAAGGGCGCCGACUGCGUCAUCAUGGACCUGCUGGAAGACCCCGCCCAUGUGACUGACACUGAUGUGGAAAAGAAGGUGAGGAAAAUCCGAGCCCGGACCCAGAAGCAUCUAGACAUGUAUGCAAGAGAUGGCCUUCGAACACUGUGCAUUGCCAAGAAGGUCCUAAGUGAAGAGGACUUUCAGCGAUGGGCCAGCUUCCGGCAUGAGGCUGAGGCAUCCCUCAACAACAGAGAUGAGCUUCUCAUGCAGACGGCACAGCAUCUGGAAAAUCAACUCACCUUACUUGGAGCCACUGGGAUUGAAGACAGGCUGCAAGAAGGCGUUCCAGACACCAUUGCAACUCUGCGGGAGGCUGGCAUCCAGCUCUGGGUCUUGACUGGAGAUAAACAGGAGACAGCGGUCAAUAUCGCCUAUGCCUGCAAACUGUUAGACCAGACCGACACUGUUUACUCCAUUAACACGGAAAGUCAGGAAACCUGUGAAUCCAUCCUCAACUUUGCACUGGAAGAGGUGAAGCAAUUUCAUGGACCACAGAAGCCAGCCCGCAAGCUCUUUGGGUUCCGCCUACCUCCUGAGACACCGCCCCCCACCUCAGGAGCUGCAGUUCCAGAGGCUGGAUUGGUCAUUGAUGGGAAGACAUUGAAUGCCAUUUUCCAGGGAAAACUGGAGGAGAAAUUUCUGGAGUUAACUCAGUAUUGCCGGUCUGUCCUAUGCUGCCGCUCCACCCCACUCCAGAAGAGUAUGCUCGUCAAGCUGGUGCGAGACAGGCUUGGAGUCAUGACCCUUUCCAUAGGUGAUGGAGCAAAUGAUGUAAGCAUGAUUCAAGCAGCUGAUAUUGGGAUUGGAAUAUCUGGACAGGAAGGCAUGCAGGCCGUCAUGUCCAGCGACUUUGCUAUCUCCCGCUUCAGGCACCUCACAAAGCUGCUGCUGGUGCACGGCCACUGGUGCUACUGGCGCCUGGCCAGGAUGGUGGUGUACUACUUCUACAAGAAUGUGUGCUAUGUCAACCUGCUCUUCUGGUACCAGUUCUUCUGUGGCUUCUCCGGCUCCACCAUGAUUGAUUACUGGCAGAUGAUCUUCUUCAAUCUCUUCUUCACCUCCUUGCCUCCUCUUGUCUUCGGAAUCCUCGAUAAGGACAUCUCGAUGGAGACCUUGCUGGCAUUGCCUGAGCUGUAUAAGAGUGGCCAGAACUCCGAGUGUUAUAACCUGUUGACUUUCUGGAUUUCCAUGGUGGAUGCGUUCUACCAGAGCCUUGUCUGUUUCUUUAUCCCCUACCUGACCUACAAGGACUCUGAUAUCGAUGUCUUCACCUUUGGGACACCCAUCAACACCAUCUCCCUUGCCACAAUCCUCUUGCACCAAGCAAUGGAAAUGAAGACCUGGACCAUCAUCCAUGGCCUUGUUCUCCUAGGCAGCUUUCUGCUCUACUUUGUGGUGUCCCUGGUGUACAAUGCCACCUGCGUCACCUGCAACAGCCCCACCAACCCCUACUGGGUGAUGGAACGCCAGCUCUCAGACCCCACUUUCUACCUCGUCUGCUUCCUCACACCAGUGGUGGCUCUUCUCCCAAGGUACUUUUUCCUGUCCCUACAAGGGACAUAUGGGAAGUCUCCGAUCUUGAAAGCUCAGAAAAUUGAUAAACUCCCCAUGGACAAAAGGGACCUGGAAAUCCAGAGUUGGAGAAGCAGCCAGAGGCCUGCCGCUGUCCCUGGAGAGGCCCAGCCCACCCACCAUCCAGAGCCGCCUGCCCCAGGACAGGACUUCAGAGCCAGCACCCCAAAGAGCUCGAACCCUACCAAGUGGAAAUACAUGGAGGACUGGGUGCUGCCUGAAGAGAGACACAGCGGAGACCAUAUAAGGGAUGACACAGGCUCAGGGGACUCCUGGGCUAAAUUCUCAUCUGGGGAGCACCUCCUUCUGGAGCCUAGUAGGGUAAUGGCAUACGGAGCCCACGCAAGUGGUCAGACUAACUUGACCCGGCCCUUCAGCCGAGGCAGCCACCGCCGAUCGCAGAGUUCACUGACCAUAUGAGGGGCCUGCCAAGAUCUGUACACACUCAGAGGAGGCCACCCGACCACUGGCGUCAUUAGCCAUAACCCUUCAUGGAGCAAAGAAUAUGCCAGUCUUAUUCUCUGCCCCCACCAGUCUUGAUGUCCUUAGAGGAAGUGCUGGCCCCAAGGAGUAGGACAAAAAAAGACUGGAAACCAGUUGACCACUAGUUUUCUCCUGCUGCCAGGCAGCACAUCUUGCAAAGAGAGUUUUUUAAUAAGGAGGCUAUGUUUCUACUGCAUUGAUUUUUUUUUUAAUUUUUUCACUCAGAGAACUACUUUGGCCUUCUAAUUCAUUACAGCCUACAACUCAAUGCAGUUAGAUCAUCACUUUCCAAGAUUCCAAGAAGCACAUCAACCCAGCCCAUAUCUUAAGAUCUGGAAGGUUCUGGGUUUGUCAAACCAUCACUUCACCCUUUGAUGCCAAGACUUAAAGUUUCAGAAGAAUCCCAUAUACAACAGCGCUUCAUCUUGAGGGUACUGCAGUGAUGCUCAUGGUGGGGUUCAUAUCCCUUCCAUUCUCAGGGUUGAGUCUUCUCUAAGCCAAAGAAAAUCACAUCUAAAGAUUAAAACUUGAUUUGACCUCAGUGCCACAGACACUUCUGAGGGUCAUAGUGCCACAUCUAGCACAAGAGGCAGAAAGAACAUAGACAUGUGAAAGUAAACAGAUGUACCUAAAACCCCAUGCUCCAGCUAGAAGGACACGUGCCCCCACAGUCUGGGGAAUCUACCAAGAGUACAUGGGCAGCACUGUAUUUUAAAGAUAUUUAUUUUAUUUAUUUUUAAAUAAAAUUAAAAUAUUCCCCCAUUUUCAAAAGGUUACCCAACACCAUUUCACUUUUUUCAAAAGCCCAUCCUCGGUACCUCUUUUUGCUAACUGAAAGAAAUCCAAAGAGAAUUUUUGCUUUUACAAAAAAAAAAGUGAAGAGGGAAGAUAGCAUUCAGCAUUUUUUUUUUGCAGCCAUCACAAAGGCAGUGCCUACACCCCGAGCACUGAGAGAUACCACCAAGCUCCUUUCCCAGAACUACACUCAUUGUCCCAGAAUCAAACCACCAUAGGUCUGAACUAUUUCUGAUCAUCUGAUCAUCUGUGCUUUAUCUCAAUUUAUCCUAUACAUCCAUCAGCAAUAUUUGUCCUGAGGUAAUUGCCUCUUUGCUUUAUGCUAUUUCUGCUCAUAAAAACUAUCACAGUAAUGCUCUACUUUCAUAUAGUGGGGGGAAACCUGUACCCAUCCUUAUUCAGCUCUCAAAAAAGAUCUAAGAUCAGAUCUUUUCACAGCUGCAACCAUAAUAGAAGACCCACAUUAUAGGGCAACUCUGAGCCCAAACAGUGACAUCUGAGAGGGUAGAACCCAUGUCAAACCCCAUUCAUUAAGCAUAUCCCAGAAUAUUACAUGCUUCUGUUGAAUUAGGGAGAGUCAGAAGUCUCACUUCACAGGGAAAAGAAGGAUUACACAGACUUCUUACCCCUAGAAGUAGUAAAUGCCAAAAAUGAAGAAGAGCUCAAAACAGUGUUCCAAGAAGCACAUCAACCCAGAAUUCUAUCAUCCAUCCUUUCAUUCCAGUACUUGUCGAGAAAAGUCUUGAAGCCUACCAUGGACAAGGAUAUCCCAUCCCUAGUCUUUUAAAAUAAGUUAGGGAUGACUGCUGAACCCUCGCUCCUUAAGGUGAUGCCUAUAUACUAGGUAAAAGGUACAGGGGUGGGAACAAGUGUGGCACAUCACAGCCACCACAUGAAUUGAUUUAUCACUUGAGUAACUUCUCAGCAAAGUUGCCCCAAAAGAGCUCAGCAAUCAAGUUGGCACAUGUCAGACUAAGCUGCUCCUCUGACCAUCUUGCUGGCAAACCUGAACAGAAAGGGUCAUUCAGGGUAUCGUCCUAGAGUCAAUAUACUGGGUCUCUUUCAGUGACUCUGCCACAUUCUGAUACCAGCACUGGACACCUGGUGAGUAUUCAGAGGAAUCCUACAUGAGGAUUGCAAAAGGAGCAGCAGGUAAACACAUAAGGCAAAACAGUAAUGAUAUAAAUUGUCUCAAAUGAGAGGAUUGAGCCAAAGCUAAGAUCUCAGGGUCCUUCCUUUCCCCAUAUGAUUCCUGCCCACUCCUGAAAGCCGGAUGAGACAGGUAGGAUGUUUCAAAAAAAAAAAAAGAACAGAUUAUGGAGGAGAAUACUGGCCUCGGGGGACCGAGCUGUGUUUUUUUUUUUUUUUUCUCUGCCUCCCAUUCUCUGGGAGCCAGGAGUGUUGAUGCAGGAUGCCACACCUGCAAAGUAGGUUAGAACAACCCUACCUCUCAGGCUUUGCGUAGAGAUCAAGUCAAAACUACAUGAGGUUGUUAAAACCCUCUGAAAGCUGUAAAAACCCUCAGUCAUAACAUGGAGAUUUUUAUUUCAGAGCUAAGAGGAAGCUGAGAAAAUAUCUGACUCCUGUACCUAAAUGCCUAACCACACCCAACAUUCUGAUGCUGUUCUUUCUUAUAUGACCAACCAUUCCAGUUUGCCUGGGCUUUCCCCAGUUUCAGCAUGGAAAGCCCCACAUUCUGGGAACUUCCUCAGUCCUGAGCUAAUUGGUCAUCUAUUCUUGCCCUUCUUUGUAAACCAAACCAACUGUGACCGUCCAAGUGCCAUCUUAAGGGAAGAGGCUAUAACAACUGUUUCUCUGUAACAAUGCUAAUAAUUAUACUUGAUACAUUUUUAUACCUCCAUGGCCUUUUACAGAUUGAAAAUGUUCUAUCCUUUAUUAGAAGGAAAAAAUAAAAAUGGUCUUCAAUCAUUGCCUAAA
Sus scrofa (pig) is the source of this 9111-nucleotide messenger RNA. It is a transcript of the gene ATP10B, whose product is annotated as ATPase phospholipid transporting 10B (putative). Gene Ontology annotation, cellular component: plasma membrane. NCBI's taxonomy places the organism in Eukaryota, Metazoa, Chordata, Mammalia, Artiodactyla, Suidae. The record is from RefSeq and is a predicted model, not a curated record. Gene Ontology annotation, biological process: phospholipid translocation. Gene Ontology annotation, molecular function: ATP hydrolysis activity; magnesium ion binding; ATPase-coupled intramembrane lipid carrier activity.